This is a messenger RNA of Ciona intestinalis (vase tunicate), 2122 nucleotides long. RefSeq lists its product as uncharacterized. The record is from RefSeq and is a predicted model, not a curated record. NCBI's taxonomy places the organism in Eukaryota, Metazoa, Chordata, Ascidiacea, Phlebobranchia, Cionidae.
UUUUUUAAAUAUAACGUUUUUAUAGAUUUGUAAUAAAAAGCUUAAAAUUAUAAAUUUACCUGAUAAUACAAUGUCAACUGAAGCACCCAACAACGUCACGACACCGGCAACAGCUUACGCCCUUCCUUAUCACACCUGGAUGACGUAUGAAGUAUUCUCCGUUCUUCUGUCUGUAAUUGCGACGUACAUCCUUGCAAGUCUGUUGGCAUACAGCGUGCAACAAAACAUUGACUUUUUCAAGCGAAGGCACUUAUCGACACGGAGUACUAAAACUGAGAGAGAUGUUUCGGGAGGACACAGUUCGGCGGGGGUUGAACGAGGACAGUCCGUGUCUUCGAACCGGGAAAGGGGAAAACGCAGACGAAUGGACGGAACUGGUAAAUCCGCAAGACCCCUGCGAGUCCUUUGUAUAUUCGCAGCGUUUUUCGCUGUGGUACGCAUGGCAGCUGACCAGUUGGAACUUGGUACUUAUUACAGCGGAGUUCGAGUGAACUGUAAAGUGUAUCAGGUGGUGGUUGUGAUAACGUACUCACUAUGCGCAACUUGCAUUUACUCCGCUCUGUGGUUUCGUCUUCGUAUCUUCCUCAAUCAUCCUGUAAUGAACCAUUUAACAACGAAAAAGAUCGGCGUCGUUAUGUGGAUAAGCUUAGCUACUAUCAUCUGUUCAUCCCUGCUUAAUACUCUGAUCUUCAGCCUUGCUACCACAGCGGUCGACUCGCCAGAAGGCUGUAAAUUAGGCGUAACUGCACCUAUACCUUCAGGUAUAAGAUAUGUCAUUCUUGCCUUCACUUCAGUUGGGUCUCAGCUGCUACUGUUAGCCUUGUUCCUGUACCCAUUGUUGAAACAUAGGUCUACGAUGGUGAAGAGUGAACCAAAAGCUGUUCGGUACACAGUUAACCCGCCCACGUCCCCGCCUUUGUCCCCUCGAUCCCCAACCGAGCGCGGGCAAGUCAAGUUUCCUAAAUCACUGAGAAUAACAAUGCAGAAAGGCCAUGCAAAUGGUCAGACUGGCCCAGCAUCGUCGGCUCGAAGAUACGACUCUGAUAGCGACAUGGACAGCGUGAAAAACGUACAAACGGACGCCGCGAAUCGGUACCGGAGUUUUCGACAAAAAAAGCAAAUCAACCGCCAGCGUCAUCUGGUUAACAUUAUGUGGCGAGUCCUGGCAACAGCGAUCGUAUGUGUUAUAUCAGAUGUCGUAACUGCAGUUGUGUCAAUCGCAUUUUCGGGCCACCCUAGAAUCGUACCGAACCUUAUAUACAAUUUGAACCUGCUGGUCAACCUAUGCAGCGUCUUAUUUUCUUUCGGCGACUGGAAGGACAGACUUUUUCCCCUGUGCGCAAAUUGUUGGAAGGAACAAGAAAAAAGACAAAGGACGUCCAGUACCAGCGCCUACAGUGGUCCAAGGUCUCCAGCAGCUUUUCCGAACAAUAAAAACAUUGCGCCGUACAUGGACUCGUCAUCAGCUGCAUGCAACUCCAGAGGAUUGCCCAUAUCCGAGGACGGAGAAGAAAAAAGCGAUUCUGUGUUUGAUCAUGCAUAAAAUGGAACUAUAUAAUUUACCAAUCAAAACUGAAGUUAUAAAAUACUCUGAUAAAAAAAAGAAAAAAAAAUCUGAAAAGAAAGUGUACGUUUGUUACCGACACUGUGAUUAUCUAAUUUAUUAUUCCUGUAACUUCAUUAAAUGUAUAUAUAGUAGGUUGGGGGAAGAUGGGACAUCUUUAGCACAUAAUAUCCAAAUAACCUGAUCGUGUUUCAAACAAUUAAAAACGGUCUAUGACAGUCGUGCGGAUACGGUUUUGUAAUUCUUUAAAUGUUUUAUGUUUACUACCUAUAUAUACCUAUUGGGGCGAGAAAACAGAAUGAAAAGGUGUCCCAUCUUCCCCGCCCUUUUAUAUUUUUUAAUGCUCGAAAAAUGCUGCGUAUUAUUUUUGCCCAGUGUCGGUUUUGAGGAACUAGUUGUACUGUAGUGUAUAAGCGUAUGACACUGUAUUACACAAUUGAACCAUCCUUUAUAGUUAUAUCAACGCAUAAGGCCUUAUGAGAAUAUAUACUCAGAAAUUAAACUUCUUUAAAAAUCGUUUAAUGUGACAAUAAACCACUCUUCGCAACCUCUGAGGUA